Molecule: messenger RNA, 2853 nt
Organism: Neospora caninum
Lineage: Eukaryota; Apicomplexa; Conoidasida; Eucoccidiorida; Sarcocystidae
Exons: 3
Coding region: 1-2853 (950 amino acids)
Cellular component (GO): spindle pole; centrosome
Source: RefSeq, a predicted model, not a curated record
AUGCUGCCUGUGUCCUCCGCCUGUUCGUCUUCCGCCGCACCGCUCCCGGCACCCUCAUCAGCGGCGGUGAUAUCCCCGAGAGGUUUAUCUCUCUCUCCUCCCCCUCCAUCUGCUCCAGGGGAUCUCCCGGGCUCAAUCAAGAAGCUUCGGGCCGCUCUCAGACGCCUGCGGUAUCCCCCUGCUCUCCAUUCGUUCGUCGACACCGCCUCUGUCGCAUCCGGCGGGUUCGACGAUGAAAGCCUCGGCCGAGGAAAUGUGACGGCCUUCUUGGCAAUUCUCCACUUCCUUUGCCUGCAACUUAGUGAAGGAGUCUGGCGAGCGUUCCAGGACCGAGGCUACGAUCUACUCUACAAAACAGACCAACGCUUCGUUCAAACCCUGUGGAAAUUCCUGCGGGAUGAAUGUCACUACAGGCCAGCCCUGACGGUGUCCCAGUUUCUGUCCCCAACGGGUUUCGCCGAACGGAAGAUUCACCUGUGUCUAGAUUUCGUCCACAUUUGCCGGCAAAUCCACAACCAGUACGCCGCCCAACAUCGCCCCCGCCGCAGCAGCAAGAGUCCGCCGCUCUCACGCGAUGUGGCUAGUCGUCAGUCGAAGGACGAAAACUGUCCGCCUGAACAGCAUUUCAAUUGCUCCUCUCCGCGUGGUGCAUUCUCUGGCACGUGGCCCGAGCAUCGCUUGAAGGCGCGGGAGAGUGCGCAGACCGCAGUGAUUCCUUCGCCCGGGACCGCGAGGUCAAUAGACUCCUGCAGCCCUCAACUUUCUACAGGUCUCACAGCAGGGGCCGCCGAAUGGGGGAAAGCUCCGGAAAGCCGCAACGAGGCUAACGACGGGCGUUUUCCUCCGGUGUGGGCGAUUGAAGCGUCUACACACUGGGGGCCGUGUCACCGUCUGAGCACGCAGGGAGAAGCUGAGCACAUGGCAGCCACCUGGAGCAAUCCAAGCGGAGCGUCUCUGGGCCCAGAAGGAGGAAACAGAUGCGAGGCUGUGGCGCCCGGAGACCUCGCUGCUGUCAGCGCGUCCGUCCCCGUCGGGCUCGCAAGUGAGCCGGGCGUCGCGAGAGAUGGUCCCCAGAUCGAGAGGAUCGGCGAAAUCGCGAGGACGGCUCAAAUGCUUCAGCUGCUCAUGGAGCAAGUCUCCAGCUUGAGUGGCAAAGUCGGCGCUUUCAGCCACCACGUGACGGCCUCCGUCGACGAGUUGCAUCUUCAGCUGCAACUUUUGCAAACCCGCGUCUCCAUUUUGGAGAGCCGGCUUGGAUCUCGCCUCGAGGCCGCUCCCACAGCGCCAGGUCCGUCGGUAAGUCCUCAAUUUCUUCGAAAGAGUUUCGGGUCCUCGAAUGCGCGAGGCGGUCCUGAUUCCCUCUGUCCGAAUGCGAUCUACAACACGACUUUGGCUGCGUUGCCAGCAACCGAGCCGAGCAUAGCUCCCCCGCCAGGCGUCGCGUCUCUUUCCUCUGGGGCGGUUUCCCGCGAAACAAACGGGAGCUCCAACACUUCUUUCCGCGCUGGAGCGGGAGGGCCUGCGGAUAAGAAGUGUGCUCCGCCCCUGCAGGCGGGGCACGCGACGCGCCUUGGCUUGGAAGCGCAACCAGCGGGGCGCCUGGAUAGCUGGGCCUCGAUCGAUUUGCGCGCUCCGUCCUCUCACGUCCCUUCGAACAGAAUCGAGGACGAAGAAAGCGCCGAGUGCGUGCCCGGCCUCCCUGCGGCGUCGCCUUCUCGCGGGUCCAGGCAGGACGGAGCGAUCGCGAACAGAGACACCGUGGGGGGGAACCGCACGCGCCCGGGGCAGGCGUUUCCAGUCUCGUCGCCCAACCAUGUGGAGUCGUUUUCACCUCAAAAUCCGUUCUCGUCGACAAAUACCUUUGAGAUGGCAGAGAGAGAGAAAGGCUCCGUUGACGUGUCGCCUCUAGAUCCUCUGGAUGUGGAGAUGCAACAGAACGUUCUCCGCAUCACAGAAAAAAUCAACAGUCUCCAAGCAGUGCUGCGACGGUCAAGGAACUCUGAGCGCGCAGUCGCUUCCCCUCGCGCUGGCGCCGGCGCUCCCGCAUCCGCGGUAGCCGCUUCUCGAGCCGCUCGCACGCUCCACGAGGAAGCGGGUUCCGCCACUGUGCGGGGCUCCAGCGUGGCCACAGGCGCCUUCAUGCCUGCACGGCUGUCUCUCGCUUCGGGCGUCGAAACUGGGCAGACAGCCUCUUCUCCCGUGUGUCGUCAGCAGCACGCGUCUGUUCAGGACUCGGAGGACUUCCACCGGCCCGACCUCUCUGCCUCUGAGAGCCGGGAAACUCCGUCGUUCUCUGUGCCGGGUGACGCCCCUGGGACGUCCACGAGAAAUCGUGUUCCUCUGCGCGCGGAGGAGUCGUCUGCGGUGCCAGGUUUUCCCGCGAGUUCGCAGGGAGGUUGUGGGGCUGAAGAUGCUCUUCGUCUUCCAGAUUCAGUUCCUGCAGGCUCCGGGGACGGCGCGACGGAGCGCGGUGUUUCGAGGACCGUUUCCGGGGCCGAGGGCGACAGCGAGGCGUCGGAUGGAAGAUGGCGAGGCACACGCAGAACCCAGCACUCUGCUCUCGCGACGGAUCUCUCCGAUCCUUCCGACCGGCGCCAACAGAGCCAGCAAACCCCGUUUUUUGGACUGAGUUGCAGUAGCGAUGGCACGGGCAGUGAACUGCUCGAUUCGUCCACAGCUUCGCCCUCAAAAGUAUCUCCGCAUCAACCGCAACUGGACGCAGGCGACACCCGUCAGAACUUGCGAGUGUUUUCGCCCUCGAAGGCGUGGCCAGAGUGCGCUGUGGACAUUGAAGGUUUCGUGGCUGCCGCUGCGAGGGCGGCUUGGGGCAGUGCGAGUGGCGAGGACAUCUGA